CCACUAGCUCGAUCGGUUCCUCAACCCGGACAACCUUGGUAGAUACUCAUUGAAGUUGAGAGGGUUGGGUGAAAGUUUAGACCCACAUGAGAAUUGAAGGGCUAUCAUAUCAGGCAGCCAAGAGUCUUAUUUCCUUGAAACCUUUCAUGAUUUGAACAAGAAUGACAAUUUAGCAGGCCCAGAUCCAAUGCAAAUAUUCCAUGAUUCCAUUUUAGAGCUUGGAUAUUCCGACUUCAGUCCAAGCCCAAAUACGAACCCAAAAGCCCAAACGCGGGUACCAAAACCAAACCUUGUUAAUUCUUAUCCUCAACAUUCUGACAGACACUGGCACACCACUGCUGCUCUCUCUCUGCUCUUGCUCUGGCAUCCAUCGCCGCCGGCCGCGCGAAGAUGUGGCUCCUGUCAUCGGCCGUCGCGCCCGGAAGCUCAAGCCUCCGAUUCCCAAAGGCAGAAAUGGAAGGGAAUAGUAGUAAUAUACUGAUCACCCGCUUUGCUCCUCCGGUAAUCGCUGCAAUCCUCGCUUUAUCCCCCCUCGCGCCCGUUUCCCCCGUGUCGGCAGCAGCAAUGAGUGGUGCGGAAAUACAGAGAGGGGCCACGUUGUUCCGACGGAGUUGCAUCGGGUGUCACGAUGGCGGCGGGAACAUCAUUAAAUCGGGCGCAUCACUCUUCACGAACGACCUGCAAAGAAAUGGAGUAGAAACUGAAGACGCCAUCUACCAAAUUACCUACUUCGGCAAAGGAAGAAUGCCGGGAUUUGGGGAGACUUGCAGUCCAAGAGGUCAGUGCACGUUUGGACCACGGCUGAAGGAUGAAGAGAUCAAGAUGUUGGCAGAGUUCGUCAAGGCACAGGCUGAUCAAGGCUGGGCUAACAACAUCCCUCUAACCGACGACGAUUGAGUUCGUCGUAUGAUCAGUUGUAUCCGUUAAAUUGUGUACUAAACAGAUAGCAAAUUG
Messenger RNA from Linum trigynum, 954 nucleotides. The record is from the annotation of a GenBank genome assembly. Lineage: Eukaryota; Viridiplantae; Streptophyta; Magnoliopsida; Malpighiales; Linaceae.